Rodentolepis nana is the source of this 1020-nucleotide messenger RNA. Lineage: Eukaryota; Metazoa; Platyhelminthes; Cestoda; Cyclophyllidea; Hymenolepididae. The record is from the annotation of a GenBank genome assembly.
AUGAAAACUCAUCAAUCAAGCUCUGUUAACUGCUGUGUUGGGUGUGAGAGACCAAUUAUGGACAAGUAUUACCCUUGCAUUGACGAUCAAAUAUGGCAUCAGGAUUGUCUUCGGUGUGUUGUCUGUCGUAUUCAACUGAUCGAUCGGUGUUUCUUUCGAAAUGGGCAGUACUUUUGCAGAAAUGACUUUAUCAGACUCUUCAGCCCUAGAUGUCCAACCUGCCUCGAAACUAUUCAUCCCACAGACAUGGUUCGAAUCCUUGGUUCAGUGGCGUAUCAUGCUGACUGCGUGCGUUGCGUACUUUGUGCUCGAUGUUUGUCCACAGGCGAUGAAUGCAGACCUCUUGGUGAUGGUGUUCGAUUUGUCUGUUUGGAACACGAGGCUCCGCCAACUUCGUUAACUCCGUCAAAACGCAGUGGGCAGAGGACGUGUCCAAUCAGCAUUCCUGAGAGUCCAUUUGAAGAAGACAAUAAACAGGAACCAGAUAUCCACGCAAAAGAUGGCCAUUACUAUGAACAACAGGAUUCCUAUGGCUCAACAGAUGGAGGCUUAGGUACCUUUCUUCCUAGCGAGCCAGAACAGGAGUGCGACCUUGACUCCCCGAUCUACGCAAGCAACCUCGAGGGUGAUGACCGAUCCGAGGAAUGCAGGAUUGACAUUAAUGAAAUUGACGCCGACAGUAUCUCAAAAGCUGCAUCCGGUGUGGAGGGCGGUUCGAUCGGAAGUCCAGCAUCAAAUGGGAAUUCAGUCUCAGCCAUUACGAAUAACGAGUUAAACUCAGGGGACAUUGCUCAGGGCGAUAAGAGUGAGGGUGGCAGUAUCAUUACAAAGCGACGAGGACCAAGAACUACGAUCAAGGCCAAACAAUUGGACACUUUAAAACAGGCAUUUGCAGCUACACCCAAACCCACUAGACAUAUUCGCGAACAACUGGCUCAAGAAACAGGUCUAUCUAUGCGAGUUAUUCAGGUGUUUCAUCGGGAUUCAUCAAUAGUUUCUGCUCCAAAUUCUUUGUAUUAA